Heterocephalus glaber (naked mole-rat) is the source of this 9868-nucleotide messenger RNA. Lineage: Eukaryota; Metazoa; Chordata; Mammalia; Rodentia; Bathyergidae. The record is from RefSeq and is a predicted model, not a curated record.
AAGAAAAGGCAAGCUUUCAGACAGCUCCCCCAGUCCACUGCCCGCUCUGUGAAAUGAAAUGUGGUCGUCCUUGCCCAAGUUCCCUUCCCAACAAUCCCAAGGAGGCAAAGCUUCAGUCUUUCCCACGGAGCGGUUACUCUGAAAUAGAGGCAGGCAGCACAACCACUGAGCUCAAUCCUCGGCCCUGCUCUGAAACAGAAAAACUAGAUUUGGCUGGACAUGUGGAGGUGACCGCCGAAGCCUGAUGGCGCAUGUCUGAGCUGGCUCAGUACUUCCCGUAUCCUUCGCCCUGAGGCUCGGUGCCCCUCCUAAUAAAAAGACCAGCGCUGAGGGGUUCCAGCCCUGCUGCCCUCAGAAACCGAAGUGGAGGCAGAACCAGGGUCAAAGCCACACUGCAGAGCGGCUCCGGGGCACAGCGUCCUGACCAGGUCAGCAGCUGUCUGGUGGCCAGGGCCCUGUCCAGACGGCCCGGAGCCCCACAGCCCAUGAGACCUCCCCUCGCCGGCAUCCUGGAGAAGUGCCUGAGAAAGGCUCCCCCAGAACUGGCCUCCCCUCGGCUCCCCUUUCUCUAGCCCUGUGCCCUCUCCUGACACCAUCAGCCCUUCAGGAGGGCCGUGAAUCGUCCAUCCCGUGGCUCUAUGAUCUACCCUUCCAGGCCAGGCUCGCUGGGCGACUGGAAUACUCUCGCAAGGGUUUCGUUCCAGAGCUCCCAGCCAGUCACAGCAGCUCCUGCUCAAGUUGCCUUUGACGCCUCUCUGGAGGGAGGGUCGCCCCAACACACGCCCACAAGGGACCAACGGGCACCAGGCCACCGCUCACCGAGACGAACUAACACGACACAAAGUUUUAUUCAUUCACCAAAUGCACACAGCUCUGUGGAGCAGACACAAACACCCCCUUACAGGGAGAGGGGCUCAAAGAUUUAGUGACCGAAGAGCAAGCUUUCAACCAGCAUGCUACACUCGCCAGCUACAGAGGCAAACCUACCAUUCUCAUCAAUUCCUAUUAAAACUACCGUAUACAUUAAAUUCCCAAUUAUAGAAGACCAUUUUCAAAUUAUUGUCUUUUAGGUUUUCCUUCACUCAAUGGAAAUUCUGUUCUUACUUCUUUUGCUAGAAGAAAGGACCUUACAAUGUGGGGGCUUUCUUGUUUGUUUUUGGUGGUGCCGAGUACUGAAUCCAGGGCCAGGCACGUGCCAGCCAGCACUCCACUCUCAGAACCUUGACCACCUGUCUAGCUGUUCAGUGGUACUGGAGACUGAAUCCAGGGCCUUCUCACCUAGCUAUAUCCGUGGCCCUGUGUAUUUUGAGACAGGGCCUCACUACAUGGCGCAGAUGAGACUCAAAUUGCAACCCCUAUGCCUCAGCCUCCCAGAUGCUGGGGUUACAGGCACGCAGUAGCACUGAAUUUCAAAUCAACCCCCAAACAAGCAGGCCCUGAAAACCCUGCCAUGCAGGCAGGGCCCUACAGGGCAGGCCGAGCUGGUGAGGAGACAGACAGGCUUGCCCUUGAGUGCCAAGUCAGGGGGUUGUGCUUGAAAGCCAGUGAGCCGAGCCAAGCCCAGAAAUAAAAAGCACAAGAAUGUAAGGCAUCCAGAGAAAGGAUGCACUUCCUGUGCCUUCAUACAGGAAGGAAAGCUACGGGCAGGCCGGUCUGCGAGAACAGAGAGAAGGCAGGCUGCUGGGGUGGCGACAACAGGUAGCAGCCCCACAGGGCAGGCGGGGACAGCCUGGAGGCCACAGGCCGGGGACGGGCUCUGGGCAGAGAACACUGUGCCAGAAGACAGUCCGGCAAUGCUGGGAUGCAAGCCGCAGGCCCGGGAAGGGGUCCAACAAGAGGAACUCCGGGAGAGGAGUCAGCACGACCUGGCGGGCCUGGCAGGGAGGGACCGUAGGCGGGAGAAGGACUCCGGCGUCCCAAGCACAGGUGGCUCGAAGCAAUCCGAAGACGUGCCAUGCCGGGGACUGGAGUCUGGAGUGAGGGGCAGGGCUAGGAGGAGAGAGCAAGUCCCAGCUCUCGAGGCCCUCCUCCUGAAGUCCGGGCUGGGCAGAGGGCGGAGGAGGGCACCAGUCGGGAGUGGAGCAGAGCAGGCUGAAGGGGACACGGGGAGGGGACAAGUCCAGCCUGCAGCUCAUGGCCCAAGAGGACAGCCAGGAACCAAGUGGGGACCGAAGGGCCACCGGGCAGAAGUUCUCACCCUUGGCACAGUUCUCACCCCCAAAUCUCAAAAACAUACCUUCAGGACGAAUCUUCAGACUGAGCACACGGACAGCGUUAUGGGAAACCCACUGCAGCCGUCUUCGCAGUCUGGUGAAAGCUCUGCCGCUCAGGAACCACGCACUAGAUUAACUGGACCCCACUUACAGAAUCACGGCAGCUUAAAGGAUCCCUGCAGAUUCUACAAUCGCAAAAGGUCUAAGAACCCCCCGACCAGUGGCCCUCUCCACAGGAGUUCAGCUCCUCUGGCAGGCCACCGUCACAAAGCACGCGAGGGACCGGACAGCAGAAAGGACGCAGAUGAGCACCAGGGGCGUAGACAUGAGGUUUGUGCCAGCAGCCUGGCGAAGGGCAGUGCCCACGGACGCCGUCUGGACUGUCCGCCUGCUGUCUGGCUGUGGCGUGGGCCUGGGGGGACUCUAAGUUUGCUCCAUAAAUGUUUCCCUUCUCUUACAUUUCGGUGGUCCAAAGUUAAUCCAUCCCCUCUGAACCAUCUGGUCAGCCAUCUUCUAACCAAACGCGACCACCGGGUGUCAGCGCUGGGCUGACCACCUCCCUGUGCGAGCUGCAACUCCAGCCCUCUGGCCGAGCCUCGCGUGUCAGCACAGCAGUGUUCCGGGUCUGCCUGAGGCGACCGAGGCAGGACAGGGAGUCUGUGCCCACCGGGGUGUGAGAGACGCCGAGCUUCAAGGGUCAGGGCUGGGCUCACGUGCACGUAACCCGGUCCCGCCAGUGGACACCCAGUGACGGCCGGCGCCGUCCAGACAUGCGGAGCAGCCCCAAGGCGGCCGGGGUGCCAGCCCUGCCUCCCUCCCUCCCUCCCUCCCAGACACCUGGGGCCCAGGCCACCACGCUCAUGCACAGCGCCUGGUCCCAGCACAGAAAGCAGCCCCUGAGCCAACCAGCGUACAGCUCCACAUUUACUCUCUACAUCUAUUUACAUUUAGAAUUAAGUAAUUUGCAAAUUGGUUUUGCCCUGUAGUCAUGAGUAAGCACUUUAAGCAAAAGGAGCUAAGACCCAGUCUCAUAUUUAUACAUAUUUAUUUAAGGUAACUUUUAAAAAUAGGGUCACUGCUGAGAGUCCAAGUAAUUUUUUUCUUUAAAAUGGGUCUAUUACCUGAACUUAAAACCGCAGCUCCAUUAGUACACUGGGACACAAAGACUUGACAUUCAAAACCCUGUAAGAAAAUCUGUGGGGUUGUUUUGUUUUGUUUGUGGUUUGAGACAAGGUCUCGCUAUGCAGUUCAGGCUGGCUUGAACUCACGACGUAGCCCAAAAUCGACCUCAAACUCAAGUGAUCCUCCUGCCUCAGCCUCCCCAGUGCUGGAAUUACAGGCAUGUGCUACCACGCCUGGCAGAAAAUUUGGUAUUCACAGCUUAAAUUCUCCUCCCAAUAGGAGGUGAAACCAUAUUAAGUACUGUCAAGGCUGUACAUUUCGGUUACGGCUUAUAUCUAGACUCCCCUCAAAGCCUCUUAGGUAGGGGUAUGGGAAGUGCCUGGAUCGUGGGUGUGAUAUUGGAUGCAGGGUGCAGGGUAACUGAUUAGUUCAGUGGCUUAGCAAAGCUCUGGGUGUGGAUAACAGGAAGGCCAUGUUGGGCGUGGAUGGCAGGGAAAGGAAAGUCUUUCCUUUGCUGCCUCCUGCUGGCCACGGCCACGCCAUGAACUGCCUCCUCUGCCAGCCCCUCGGCCCUGCUGCCCUGCCUUGGAGCUAGCCAAUGAUGGACUGAAAGCUCCACAAAGAGUGGGCCUUGAACCUGUGGGUGGCAGGUGUUUUAUUCCAGCAAGAAGGUAGCAAACAGAUUCAUACCAGAGAAGUGACGCUACCUGACUAUAUGGUUCAGGAACCUUUGCAACUGGCUUAAGGAAAGAGCUUGCAAAGUUUUGGAGAUGCCAGCUGAAGCAGCAGCCCUGGAAUGCUGCAAGCCAAGCUCGCUGGGAGAUUCUGGUCGGAGCUCAGAGGACCAGACUGCUGAUAGAAAUGCAGCUGGUAAAGGCCAGGCUCAGGAGGUUUCUGCUUCUGUUGGGAACAGGGACUGCACUGGCAGUUGGACUCCACACUGUGUACUAUGCUCUGGGAGAAAAUUGGUCUGCAUUUUGCUCAUGUCCAAAGAAUUUGCAGGAGACUGGGAUUAGGUGCAGUGGGCUAAUUAACCUGGUAGAAGAAUUUUCAAGGCAGUCUAAUGCUGAGCUGGUAGCACGGCUAUAGUUGGGGGCUUUUAGCCAGACUUAUGGUGAGAAUCAAGAGCAAAUGACCCAGCAGAAUGAUUUUAAAAGUUUAGAGUUUGGCCAGAAAGGAAGUCCCAAUAAAGUUUCAGCCUACAAGGAUGGAAUGGCUGCUGAAAGGAUUAACAAUAAAAAGCCAAGUACUUUGGAACAGGACAAUAGAAAAGAUGGCCUAAGGGUAUCACAAGAACCAACAGGACUCAACCCUCUGCAGCCUCAAAAUUGCAGAGGUGAAAGACUGCUUUGAGAAGAGAGCCUCAGGGAACUAUGUCCCAGAAGGGCAGUGGUUUAGGAAAUUUGUUCCUCAGGACUGGGUUCAUUGUGCUCAGAGGUCAAGGCACUUGACCCCCAUAACCAGGAGAGAAGGAAGCUUGGCUGCUGCUCCACCUGGCAGCCAGGCUUUGGUGUCAUCCACAAGGUGCUGGUUUUAGGUGCAUGCAGAAUGCAAGAGUUGUGAGAUCAGAAAGGCUUCCACCCAGAUUUCAGAAGAGGGCCUGGGAGGCCAGGCAGUGCACCUGAGGGGACAGUGUGUGAAGCCUAGGUGCUGUGGAGACCCCAGAAGGUUGGAGAAGCCAGGAACCUUGAUCAUCUGAGGAAAGCUGUAAGGAGUGGGCACAGCCAGCCCAAGAGAGAAGCCACCAGAGCUGCAACCACCAAUGGUGCCACAGGGGUGCAGCCACGCAAGCCUUGGAGCUCACAUCUUGCCACAGAUUGACCUGGAUGCUGGCCAGCAACCAGAAAGUAACUAAGAUACCUUCCAAUAUGUUACCUCAACAAAACAACAACUCCUACUUUAGGGAAAACUCUGUUGAACCCACAUCAGAAGCUUUAAAGAACAUGGAUAAGGCAACUGAAAAGAAUUUUUAAAAAGAGUAUCUUUUUAAUCUGAACCAUGAAGUCAACAAGAGGGGAAAAAAACCCUCCAGGGGGAAAGAAUAUUCUGUCAAAUAUACAAUGAGCUAAGAAAAACCCACCGCUUCUCCUCCCUGCUGCAUUUGCUAACGUCACACCUAGGUCCUGUGCGGUGAAAGAGCAAGCAUACUUUUCAUUUGCUAUUUGGACAUUUUACUCCUCAAAGGACCAAUGAAUGGCUCAUUGUAAAAUACCAAUUAUAUAAAUUAUACAGCGAUCCAUCACAUUUUAUUAGAAUAAUCUUUUGCAGUUAUAAAUAUUGUGCAUAUGCAAAUUUUUAACUUUGGUAUAUGCUUUCCAUCUCUUUAGUUAUUGCACAAUGACCCCUCAUUAUCAUAUCUAAUUUAUUAGCUAUUAGGCAUGUAAACUAUUUUAUAAUAGAUUUGGUGUAAUUUAUAGAUACUUUGUAAACUAUGAUGCAUUUAGAUGUGAGUGUUAAUUUAAGGAUAUAAGCAGUUUAUAGCCCUUUUUGUGUCUAUUUAUACUUUUGAUGUUUAACUAUUAACAGAUCUCUACUGACCUAAGCGUAAGAACUUUUUUAUUGCUUUAGUAAGUAAUGUGGCACAUUUUGUUUAGCCGUCCGUAAGCUAGCUUUUCACCCUAAAAUAAACCAAAUUCAGACACGUCACAUGAAUAAGUCUCUGGGGAUGGCAUUACUCUUGCUGCCUUUUAGUGAGCUUAGCCGUUCAUCUAACUGGUGUGAGGACUGAGCCCAUGUCCAUCGCAGAGUGUCUGUGAAUAGCCCUUCACCUGUUUUUUUUUUUUUUUGAGGCAGGGUCUCCCUUUGUAGUUCAGGAUGGCCUUGAACUAUGUGAUCCAGGCUGGCUUCAAAUUUGAGGUGAUCCUCCUGCCUCAGCCUCCCGAGGGAGGGCUGGGGUUAUCACAGGCGUGUGCCACCACACCCAGUUCUCAUCUUGUCUUGCUCUAACGCAGAAAUCUUCGGCAGUUCCCUACAGUUCUAUUUUUCCCUACUAAAUCCUUUGUUCCAGAUUUUUAGGGGGAAGAAAAAACUUAUUUUUUUCUCUUUUAUUACAUUAAUUAUGCCAAGGCAGUAUUGAUAUUAUUAAUCUUUUAAAACAUCAAAUCUUGAUUUGUGGUUUGUAAAGGCUUUCUCAUUUGAGUUUAUUUUUUAUGACAAUUUUUACUUUUCUUUUUUACUUUAUUGCUUUGCUCUUUUUGGGGGCUAAUUAUAGUUCUCUCUGUUUUAAGUACUUAGAGAAAGUUUCUUAAAAUUCUGAUAUAUUGUACAGAUGGUAUUUACAUUAUUAAUAGUCUUUUAUGGUAUAUUAUCUAUUUUAAGGUAUCCCAUGUAUUUUUCCCUAAUUCUGUUGCUAUUUAGGGCUUUUAUUUUACCAUUAAUUCUAUUUUUAAGUGAUUAAAUAGAUAAGACAUGCACAUGCUAAGAAAUUCAAGCCAUACAAGGGAGAAAUGCUUCAAUUUCCUUCUGUCCUGGCCCUGCACAUCUCCAAUGGAGAAGGAACAAUUACUACCAGGUUCCUGAGCAACAUUUCAGGGAAAUUCCAAUUGUAUAUAUAUAUGUGCCUGUGUGACAGUCAAGUGCAGUUUUUUUCCUCUUACACAAAUGAGGACAUAUAUGAACCGUUCUGUGCCCUACAGACAAACAUCACCAUGUUUAGUACUUUUAAAUUGUGAAUUUUUUGUUUCUAGUUUAACUUUAUUAACAUCUAUGUAGGGAUUUUAUGAAAUUUAUACCUGUUUGUAAUUACUAGAAUGUACACUGUGAAUAAUAUAUGAUCUUACUAUGAGUCACAUAAGUUUUUAAAAAGUACUUCUCUGGGGCCAGGGAUUUAGCUCAGCGGUGCCUCCGCCUGCCUCCGAAGCACAGGGUCCUGAGUUUGAUCCCCGGCGCCAAAAUAAUAAUAAUAAAACAAAACAAAAGUACUUCUCUCUGGCUUAUGUUUGGUUUUCAAAAAUCUGCUAGUUUUAUUUUACUAGUUAUGUAAUUUUAAAGUACCAUAUAACUUUUCUUGGUAUGCUUGUUCUUUUAUGAUGACAGAAAUGUUUUCCACCACUUCUACUUUUAUAUGUAUAUUUUGUUAAGUUAUUUAAGGCAGAGAGAUAAUAAGAUUUUGUCACGCUCUACUGUGUUUUUAGCUUUGCCCUGAUCAAUCCCUCAAUACGCUGUAGCUUAAAAAUCUACUUUUUUGGCCAGGGAUUUAGCUCAGUGGUUUCACCACCUGCUGCACAAGUGCAAGGACCCUAGUUUGAUCCCUGGUACCGAAAAAAAAAAACCCUACUUUUUUGGGUAAACCUGAAAUUUUAGUUUUAUGUAUAUGUAGUGGGAAGUGUGUACUUUGUAUUAUAUAACUUACAAAAUAUUCUUUUAAGUUUAUUUAAAUCAUUCACCUUGAAUAAAUUAGACUUCAUUUCAUCCAAGGGCCCACUCUUAAAAAAUGAUGUGUUUCUGCCGGGGAUUUAGCUCAGUGGUUCCACUGCCUGCCUUGAAACCGCAAGGUCCCGAAUUCGAUCCCGGUACCAAAAAAAAAAAAAACAACAAUGAUGUGUUUCUAGUACAAGAACAGUCCCAACAACGCUUACUUAAGGAGUUUUUCUAACAUUGCAAAGGAGGGGCAUCUGUGGCCCGGAGGCCAAGGAGGAAAGGCAGAUGGCACUGCUUCCCUCUGACUUGUGUUUCUGAAAUGCGGGGGAGCACGCGCCAUCCCAGGCACCCCCGUUUGCAGUGGCGAUGGUUGAGGAUGGAGUGUGCUUUGCAAAUGAUGGCAGCUACGCCAGGCGUUUCAUUCUGCUACUCUCCGGGCCCUCAGGGAAUUGUCUGAUCUGCAAGAGCAGGACUUGGCCCCCAAUCCACAGUUUAAACGCCUGCAUAGGCCUGGCCUCCAGCACACACACUAUUUAUAAGAUCCCCAUGCCAUCCUCAGUUCAGUACACUUGUCACAUUUAUGUAAGCAUGUAACAUGAAGAAAUAAUCAAAUAUAGGUAUAUAUACCUAAAAUGGCUUGGCCUUAUCAAAAAAAAAUCUUUAAAAGGUUCACCACUUUUAAACGGACAGAGAUUAUAAAGUCCCUUUCCAUAUAAUUUAAGAUCUAUGGCUUUUUGGUAUAGCAACAGAGCAUUACUGACUCACAACUAAACACUAACUCAACAAGAAUAGGGAGCCACCUGGUUUCUGAUGUCACUGCUAAAAUUAAUAAAACCAAUCUUCCAAUUCUCUCACAUAACAGUCUUCAAUGUCAGAGUUUCUAGUGGUUCAUGGAAUAGUCCUAUCUGGCUUUUAUGUGAAUUAUGAAUGUUUUGUUUCCUCAUUACAAUGAAUAAAAUACAUCUCUUCUAGUUCCCUCAGAGUUUCGAGCUUAUGUAUCUCCAGAGAAAAAGAAGUGAUUAAGAUUAAGGUUCGCAGAAGACCCAGGGCACUGAACCAGAGCCCAGAAACACGAGCUUCUAAGCCCUCGCUAGUCCCCCAACGCCAGAGGGGCUUCCUGCUCCUUACUCCUCUUUCCAGAGACACGAUGCUGCUCAGUCGCAGGCCUCCAUGGGCCCAUCACUGCAGGCGUUUCUGACAGCUACACAUCUGAGAAGAGCGAGUUCCAAAUAAAAAUAAAUUUCAUAAUUCAUUUAGGUAACUGGGGCCUUGCUGGACUCAUGCAAAUUUCAGGGCCUUUCACGUACUAAUUAUACUCUUGCAAUGGGACUUCCAGUUCAUAUCUAGGCAAUAACCAAGAAAUACCAGCAAGCUUACGGGGCCAAUAUUCUUGAUUUGAAAUAAACUCAGGUUUCCUGAAAAAGAUGCUUUGUCUAUAAAGAGGCACCAGAAAUCAAUAAAACUAGGCUUUUAUUCAUUGUGAUGCCCACCGUGGCCUCCAUGCAAAGGGCUGCACCGCCUGCAGCGCAAGUGUGACAUAACACGGCCUUCUACCGAUCUCCGGCCUGGAAGCCCUUCAAAGGGUUCAGAAUGGGUGGCCCAUCCCCAUGCUGGAUUAGGUUUACAGUGAGAAGGAAGUCGUUAUCCCUGCCUGGGGGCUGUCAGUAUCAUAUUCAUUCCCAUCACACAGGGUCUGUUUAGUUACAAGGGAUAAAAAUAAUGAAUGCAUUGUUUUGAUGUUGUUAAUGGAAGAGACACAAGAUAUCUCUUAGUCACCAAGCUAUCUCAUGGUCAAGUCCUAUGGAGGGAGGGAAAAGAGAAAAGGUGAUACAAAGAGAACUAAGGAACCCAUGAUAAUAAAUUUCAAAAACCCACCAAGAUUGGGGUAGGGACAGGAGCUUCCCCAAACCCUAAAAACCACCGACAACCUCAUUCACCAUUCUUCGUCUGACUCAGAGCCUCAGCAGUCACACUCAGCCUUUUAGUAUUGGCAAAUAAAGUAGCUCAAGUCAUGACUUUGUGUUCCAGUCACUUCAUACACAUGAAGACAAAGAGAUGAAAUUCUCCCCAACACAGUAAGGUAAGGACAAAAUAACCCUUGUGAGCCACUGGCCUGCACCAGGCCUCCUCCACCCUGCAAGGCGGGGACUCGGGGAUGCAAACCGAUGCUGAGU